UGUUGAAGGGAAUGGGAAAUGAAGCAUACAAGCAGGGAAGGUUUGAAGAGGCUCUGAGCUUGUAUGACAGAGCAAUUGCUAUUGACUCCAACAAGGCUACAUAUCAUUGUAAUAAGAGUGCAGCUUUGAUCGCAUUGGGACGACUUCUUGAAGCAAUCAUAGAGUGUGAGGAAGCUAUCAAGUUAGACCUUUCUUAUGGCAGAGCUCACAACCGUUUGGCAACAAUAUAUUUCAGGCUUGGAGAAGCAGAAAAGGCACUAACUUGUAAUCAGGCAGCUUCAGAUGAUGAUUCGUUUCUUGCUUUUCAAGCUUAGGCUCUUGAAGACCACCUUAACAAAUGCACUGAAGCUAGGAAAGUCAAAGAUUGGAAAACUAUGAUAAAGG
Arachis duranensis is the source of this 384-nucleotide messenger RNA. RefSeq names its product inactive TPR repeat-containing thioredoxin TTL3-like. The record is from RefSeq and is a predicted model, not a curated record. The transcript has 2 exons. Lineage: Eukaryota; Viridiplantae; Streptophyta; Magnoliopsida; Fabales; Fabaceae. Gene Ontology annotation, molecular function: protein binding. Bases 12 to 314 code for a protein of 100 amino acids. Gene Ontology annotation, cellular component: cytoplasm.